Molecule: messenger RNA, 1371 nt
Organism: Aspergillus ibericus CBS 121593
Lineage: Eukaryota; Fungi; Ascomycota; Eurotiomycetes; Eurotiales; Aspergillaceae
Exons: 4
Coding region: 195-1169 (324 amino acids)
Source: RefSeq, a predicted model, not a curated record
CGACAAUACUAGUACUCAGUACACAGCACGCAGGACACAGCACAGUCUUCAAUAAGUAAUGUCUCCCUGCUGGAUGGAUUGCCAAUCCGCAAAUGCGGGGCAUCCCAGACCCUUAUACGUCACAAAGGGUGCAAAGGGAUAUAAACCCAGGCCUGGUCUGAUCAGAUCCUCCCAUCGAUCAUCACCUCAUCACAAUGCCUGGUGUAUUGUCUCAGACUCUGACCGUCAGCGACGGUCCACUGACCUCCGAGAACGCCGCCUUGCUGCGGCCCUCCGACCCCAACCUUCCCCUCGACGAACUCCGCCAACGCUUCAAUGAAGAUGGCUACCUUUUCCUCAAGCAAGUGCUUCCCCGCGAAGACGUCCUCGAAGCCCGCAGACAAUACUUUAGCUACCUGGCCCCUACCGGGGUCUUGAAGGACGGUUCCGACCCUGUGGAGGGCAUCUUCAACCCCGACAAGACCCCCGAUGACUACCCGGGGAUCGGGGCGGGCGCUGCAGGCGGCAACGGCCGCCCGGGCGGAGAGAGCGCCGCCCAGUUUGUCGAUCGCGCCAUCGAAGCCCACUACAAGGAUUGGUAUACGGAGAAGCUGUGUCAGCAUCCUGCUUUGUAUGACUUUAUCGCCAAGUUUACUGGCUGGGGACAGAAUACUUUGACGUUCAAACGCACCCUCCUGCGGAACAACAUCCCUGCUACGAAGCCGAUUGGGGUGCACUACGAUCAGAUCUUUAUCCGACAUGGCGAGCCGACCAGUGUGACGGCAUGGGUGCCCAUCGGGGAUAUCAAGUUGACGGGAGGAGGGUUGAUCUAUCUGGAAGAUAGUGACUCUGUGGGCAUGAAGAUCGAGGAUGACUUUACGGCCAAGGCCGUGGCGGCAGGAUUGACAGAGGAAGAGGCCAAGUAUGCGUUCAACUCGAAUAUGAUGUCCACGGGGAUGCUGUCGGAGAAUCCGGCGGAGUUUGCCAAGCAGCACGGGCGUCGCUGGCUGGUGUCGGCCUACGAAGCGGGGGAUGUGGUGCUGCACAAGCCUCAUAUGAUCCACGCGUCGACGGUGAACAAUGAUCCGGACAAUGUGAUUCGGCUGGCGACCGAUCUGCGCUUUGCAGACUCGUCCCGGCCGUAUGAUAAGAGAUGGAUGAACUUUUACCGGUUUAAUGAUGGGGUUUGACAUGGACUGAGGUUAUCAAUGAAUUGUUAUGAUUGUGUCUAUUGAUCCAUCCACGGUAUGCUCAUUUAAACAUUGAACGUGCAAUGGCAGAUUCUAGUAUCGUCAGUAUUGUUGGUUCAACAUAGGAUAAACCUACUGCUGGUCGUCACAGUAUCCCCCAGUCCAUCCAUCACCCUGCUCAAUGCACUGAAUGAUCAGCCUG